UCUUUUUCAUCGUCAUGAUAUAAAUCACUUCACAUUUUCCAAGGAUUUGCAACCUCCUAAGUUUGUAUUGCUCGAAGGAGUGACCUUUUUACAGAAGGGAAAAAAAGAGCGAAACCCCGAACUUCCUUCCAUUAUUGUUGUUCCAUUCUACUCCAUGAUGCUUCAUUUCACCUGCAUUCUCUUCAUAUGCAUCUUGGGUUCUGUCUCUUCUUUUGCCAUAGCUGCCGUCAAUCUUAGCCUCCCUCACCAGCACCCUGACCCUGAAUCAGUUGUUCAAGAUGUUCAAAGGAGAUUAAAUGUGUCCAUAUCAAGAAGACAAGCCCUGUCUGCAACUGAAAAAGAAGGACCAUUGCCUAACGGGAAUCCCAUAGAUGAUUGCUGGCGUUGUGACCCCAAGGGGUACAACAACCGCCAACGCUUAGCCGACUGCUCCAUAGGCUUUGCACAUGGCACUCUAGGUGGCAAAGGUGGCCGGAUCUACACCGUCACCGAUUCCUCUGACCGCGACGUUGUUAACCCCAAACCAGGCACUCUCCGCCAUGCUGUCAUCCAAAACGAACCACUUUGGAUCGUCUUUUCAACCAACAUGGUCAUCAAACUGAAGCACGAGCUCAUUUUCAACUCGUACAAAACUGUUGAUGGCCGGGGCGCAAACGUUCAUGUCACUGGAAAUGGGUGUAUAACUUUGCAGUAUGUGUCUCAUGUCAUCAUACAUAACAUCCAUGUUCACCAUUGUAAGCCUUCAGGGAACACUGACAUUGCUUCAUCUCCUACUCAUGUUGGAUGGAGAGGAAGAUCAGAUGGUGAUGGGAUUUCCAUUUUUGGUUCUCAGAAGAUCUGGAUUGAUCAUUGCUCCCUUAGUUACUGCACCGAUGGCCUGGUCGAUGCCAUUAUGGGGUCCACUGGGAUUACUAUUAGUAAUAGCUACUUUUCUCACCACGAUGAAGUUAUGCUUUUGGGCCAUGAUGACAGGUAUUCGCCUGAUUCAGGAAUGCAGGUAACUAUAGCUUUUAAUCACUUCGGAGAAGCAUUGGUGCAAAGAAUGCCAAGGUGCCGGCGAGGGUAUAUACAUGUGGUGAACAAUGAUUUUACUGCCUGGGAAAUGUAUGCUAUUGGUGGUAGUGCUAACCCUACCAUCAAUAGUCAGGGGAAUCGAUAUACUGCACCAGGGGACCCCAAUGCUAAAGAGGUGACAAAGAGAGUGGAAACAGACGAGAAAGAAUGGGCAGACUGGAACUGGAGGACAGAUGGGGACAUAAUGGUAAAUGGAGCAUAUUUUGUGCCCUCUGGAGCUGGCCUAAGUUCUCAGUAUGCAAAAGCUGCCAGUGUGGAGCCCAAAUCUGCUGCCCUCGUUCAACAGCUCACUUUGAACGCUGGCGUUUUUGGUGACGCUAGGUAAAUAUCUGAAAUCUCAAUAUUGCCCUUUUUUGGAUUUUAGCCUAAUAACUGAAUUACCUGUCACUUUUUUAAAUUUUCAUUGUUAUAAUUUGGGCUAGAAGUUUAUUAGAAUUUGCU
Durio zibethinus is the source of this 1515-nucleotide messenger RNA. The record is from RefSeq and is a predicted model, not a curated record. Lineage: Eukaryota; Viridiplantae; Streptophyta; Magnoliopsida; Malvales; Malvaceae.